GGAAUAAUCUCGUGACCUCUCGUAGGUCGGCAAAGCAACAUGGCGUUUGCAGACGACGCAUGGAGAUAUGUUCGCGACCUCGCUGAAAGUGAACUGCAGUUGAUAUACUAUGUGUCAUAUAUGUUCCUGGUGUGGGGAGUACUUGUUGCAGUGUCCUUACAGAUUGUCAGUGCUCCGUAUGGCCGCUAUUCUCGGAAAGGUUGGGGAGUCGGUUUGAAGGCGAAUGUUGCCUGGGUGAUCCAAGAACUGCCCUCCUUCGCUGUGCCGUUACUGCUCCUCGCAUUUUCAGACUCUCCCAAGUUUCAUAAUCUGCCAAAUAAAAUAAUCCUCGGCAUGUUUCUCAUUCAUUAUUUUCAAAGAACUUUUGUUUUUUCAAUACUGAUAAAAGGAGGCAAAGCUACACCUCUGGUGCCAUUCCUUAUGGCAUGUGUGUUCUGUGCAACCAAUGGGUAUAUCCAGGGUCGUUACCUGCUCAAGUAUGCUGACUUCAGUACUGACUGGGAGAGGAAACCUACUUUCCUUCUAGGCAUUGCAAUGUUUUUCUCAGGGAUGUUUAUCAAUAUCCAGUCUGACUCAAUACUGAGGAACCUCCGUCAGCCUGGAGAAACCUGCUACAAGAUACCCAGAGGAGGGAUGUUUGAAUAUGUUUCUGGUGCCAACUUCCUGGGCGAGAUUCUGGAAUGGUGGGGCUUUGCUAUAGCCAGUUGUACCCUCCCAGCAUUGGGCUUUGCUGUAUUCACCACAUGUAAUAUCGGCCCACGUGCCUGCCAACACCAUCAGUGGUACAGACAGAAGUUUGAAGAUUAUCCCAAGACUAGAAAAGCUGUUUUCCCCUUCAUUCUAUAACUUGUAUUUCUGAGGAAUACCUGUAUGUGCCAACAGACAUCUUGUAUCUGACUGACUCCACACUGGCUGUUCACAUAUACAUUUUGUUGCUUACAAUGUGAAAAAAAUGAUCUGGGCUUUUGAAGUAAUUAUUUACUGAUGACUUGAAGAAUUUAAAGUAGCCUGUGUACCCACUUUUAGUUUGUUCCUAGAGAAUCUGUGUCGGGUAGUAAUCUCACAGUUUCGGGCACUCACUAUUACAUACAUGAUACAGUGUCCUCCCAUCAGAGAGUUAUCCUCUCUGUCAGACAACAAACUGUAUGACUGGCUGCACAGGUAAUCCUCUAACUGGCUGCACAGGUAAUCCUCUACCUGGCUGCACAGGUAAUCCUGCACAGGUAAUCCUCUAACUGGCUGCACAGGUAAUCCUCUAACUGGCUGCACAGGUAAUCCUCUAACUGGCCCCUGCAUUAAUAUGGUUUGGUCCAACAGUCAGUGACAGAAAAACAAAGACUUCAUUUCUUCUCAUAUUAUUCUGCAUCCUAUAGGGAAACUUGCACAUUUUACUAUCAGAAAGGACAAAAUAUAAUAUGUGUUUAAUAAUACAUUCCAGAACAUGAGCUAGUAGUCUGUCAUGGAUAAACUCAAAGUGUACAUAUCAUUGGUUGUAAUUACAUUUAAGGAAAUGUUAAUUUAAUAUGUAUUGAUGAUGUAAGUGUAAUCAAAUCUAUACACAUAGCAGCAUGUAAAUAUUUUCUUCAUGUUAAAUUAUCCUUACCAAACCAUGUUUUUGUGGUCAUUAUCUGUUGGCAUUUAUGGAAAAAUGCAAAGUUUGAGGCAUUAAAAAUAUGCAUUUUAAUAAGCAUGGCAUUCUUUUAUAUUUGAACAUUCUAAAACAAGCUCAUAUUCAUCAAAUAAACCUUUGUUUAGAUGUUAGUUACAUGAAAGUUGUGCAACAAUUAAGACGUUUUGAGUUUCGUUAUCUUGAUUUAAAGGUCACACAAACAUUGAAAUGGGGCAUUGUUGUAAAGAGCCAACAGAACAUUAUUUGACAAAUAUUGAAUACUGUUGUGAAAGCAGAAACAUGUACAUUACUAGAUAGUAAUAUAAAUUACCACCAGUACAUAAACUGACUAGGUUUAUGUCAUCUAAUGUUGAUUUUAUUGGUAACUUGUAGAUGUACAUUAUCAUUGAAGUGGAAAGGAAUUGAGCUUGGAUAGGUAUUGUGCAUUACUGAGUUGAGAAGUUUAUUCCUAAGCAGUCUAAUAUUUCCACCAAGUCCAGUUUGGGACAGUUCAUAAAGAAAUGGGUGUAGACCUGAUUAAUCCAUUUGCCAUUGACUAAUGGGACACUAACCUAAUGGGUGAAGCCCAGGGAAUUGGUCACUGUACUAUAACAUGAAUUUGUCGGAGGUGUCACAAUAAACACUACAGAUUUAAACUGUUCUUAUGAUUGUUGCCACAUAGUCUUUAUUUUUCUCCAUCAUGGUGGUAGUCAUCAAGAAGUAAUGAUUUGUUUAAUGUACAGUUACAGGUUGCAAAACUCAGAUUUAAGUUUACUCAGAUGUUUUGAGUAGACAAAAUAGUUUAAGGGACCAGUAUUGCACAAUAGAACCCCUGGGUCAGUGGGAACCAAGUGAGGAGUCUUUUGGGAAGGCUUGUUUCAAAACUGACAUUUCAUAGUAAGAUAUAAUGUGCUUUUGCAUUGUGGCGUAUCACAAAGGGUCAUAGAAAACAUGUACUAGGACAUAGUGAGGGUCAGCCAAAAAUAUAACAAGCAUUAAUGUCAUUAUUUUCACUCCAUCAGUGCUUUUACAUCAUCUGCCCCCACCUGGAGUACUGGAUGACCUGGAUGGCAACUGUCAUGGAGCAGCUGUAGCUGCAUACCAGUAAUACUGCACAAUGUGGACCAUAACGUAUCUGUGAUUGCUGUGGGUGGUUUUGGUUUCAUUUCAUUUUCUUUGAAUAAACUCUAGUCCUAA
Messenger RNA from Haliotis rubra (blacklip abalone), 2806 nucleotides. RefSeq names its product 3-oxo-5-alpha-steroid 4-dehydrogenase 1-like. Gene Ontology annotation, molecular function: 3-oxo-5-alpha-steroid 4-dehydrogenase activity. Gene Ontology annotation, cellular component: membrane. The transcript has 5 exons. Gene Ontology annotation, biological process: steroid biosynthetic process. The record is from RefSeq and is a predicted model, not a curated record. The coding region runs from base 40 to 846 and encodes 268 amino acids. NCBI's taxonomy places the organism in Eukaryota, Metazoa, Mollusca, Gastropoda, Lepetellida, Haliotidae.